AAACCAGUUUCGUUGGGCCUUGUUUAAAUUAAUUUAUUUAAUUUAAAUCGAUCUGAGGCAUCCUGGAAUGAGUAUUGAUCAUAAGUUUCAGGAAAAAAUGCUCUACUGCGGGUUUUCUGGCAUUCGUAAGAACUCUUUUAACCUGUUAGCAUAGUAUUCGAGCUAUGCGGAUUAAACUCUCCGUUUGAGUAAAUUUAAUUAAGUAGCUCGGUAGUGACGAUGAUGGAUUCACAUAAGAUUAAUUAUGACUAUUUAUCCAUCCUGAUAAGUGUCAAAUUUUGAUGCAGUUACAUUGAAUAAUUUGCAUUAUCAUCUACUAGAGUUUUGAUCAAAGACAUAUUUACUGGUGAAUAUUCAUUUUAAGACCUAAUAUAAUUCUGUAUACUGGUCUCAUAGAACAAACGUAGUAACCUGCGUUUUGUACUAUUAAAUAGGAGGAGUAAUUCAGUGAAAAGAAGAGGAUUUUUGUAUAUUUUCAUUCCUUGUUCCAGGCGUAAUUUUACAAUGAUCUACGCUACUAAAUAAGUGAAAUAAUAAUCGUACAUGGAGUAUUUAGUGAAUAAAUAAUUCUCACCAAAUAUACCUGUAAUACUGAUCUUAAGUGCUGUGUUUUUCGUGAUUUUGAUCGUGAACGAAAAGUAAUGAUCGGCAGAGGCGUGAACUGUUAUCCUGAGUCUAACAUUGACUUUCACGUUCUGAGGGGUGGCCGAUGAAGUGGAAGCGUGGCAGGGGGCGGUGAUGUCGACGCUGAGUCAGCGAUUGGCGGAGGACUCGCGGCUCCUCCAACUGGGCAAGUCCACGACGCCGCGGGACUCGAGGACGCGCCAAGGGAAUGGACUCGUCAAGCCGCCGCGGAAGAAGACGACCCCGAUGGGCACGGCGCCGCCGGGCGCGGGCAAGUCCACCCCGACGACCCCGGCCAAGUCGGCCAAGAGGGUCGUCUCCAUCGAGGAGCUCGUCCGCAACGACCCGAGCUACACCCCGCGCAUCGAGCACCUCGUCUUCGCCGCGUCUCCACCUGCACCCGCGUCCAGCGCCAACGCCAACGCCAAGAAGACCGAGAACAAGCGCCUCGCCGCCCCCCAGAAGAAGGAGCGGGUCUGGAGCUCCGUCGAGGAUACCCGGGCUCCGGAUCCGCCUUGCACCUGCGACCCCGCCAAAAUUCGUAGACGAGUCAAGGCGCAAGAGUCAGAAGGCAAAGCUUGCCCGGGAGUAAACGGACAUGGAGUGGUGGCGGCCAUGUCGGGAGCAAAUCCGCGAGGCAUCGACCGGGACCGGGGCACCGCCGCCACCGGCCUGGCUCCAGCCUCCCAAGAGAAGAACCACCGACCAGUCGCCUUCCAGCAGCCCAAAGACCUAGUCAUGUCGUCGGCUAGGGGGCCUAACGUGUCGGUGCUGCACCUGCGAAGCACCUCGGAGCCGUGGGAAUCCUGCUUCCCGCGCAACACAGCCCCGGCGCGCAACUCGCGGCUCUCGCAGAUGAACAGCGCGUGCACGGUCCCGUCGGCGACGCUGCUCAAGAACGCCAUGGCCACGAGCAACCUGGCGCGCCGCAAGUCGGCUGGCCUCUUCGCCUCGGGCGUCGCCGAGGCCAAAGAAAACGGCUGCUCCCGCGAGCUGUCCCCGGUCCGCUGGUGCGACCAGGAGGUCGACGGCGUCUUCCUCGGCCGCUCCGGCUGGGUCCAAGUCCAACACAAGUCCCUCGACAGGACCCCGCAGAAACCCCAGGAACCCCCCACGCCACCCUCCAGAAACCUCACCCACUCCCACUCCCUCCGCUACCCCCUGGACUCAACCCCCGACCCUCUGGAGAUCCUCAACAGGCCCGGCUACCAAUUCACCUCCAGCCAGAGGGUCAUGCAGGUGUCGCAGCUCAAGACCUCCAAGUCGGAAGACAGCAACGCCAUCAUCUCCCCGCCGCCGGCCUUCCAGGAUCAUAACCAGCGCUUCGACACCGUCAACCGCCCCAAGACGCUCGCCUCCCGCUCUUUCAACUUCACGAGAAGCGACGCCGUAGAAGGUAGCCCACCCGCUUCGCCCCCGUUCCACAGGAGCUGGAGCGCCUCGCCGCACACCCCUCAAGGACCGCGCCGGAAGUUGACGCCCUCUCCAGGAGCCAAAAUCCCGCACACUAGGUCUUUCGACGACGCCACCAAGACCUCCAGCCGCCGCACCCAAUACCACAAGUACUCCUCGUCAUCCUCCUCGUCUUCGGCCGGGUUCAGGAGCUUCGACAGCACGCUCAAUCGCACCAUGCCGAAACUCUGCGAGACGGACUCGUCGGUCUACGAUGAUGGCGACGAAGACGACAACAAUAGUUCCUUGAACCUGAGUGCACACUCGACGAUGACGGUGAUCAACUCGUCGCCGGACUCGUGUGCCGAGACGAAGAAGCGAGAGAAGUACCGUCGGGCGAAGAAGGCCGAGAACUUCUGUACGUCGCCGUCGUCGUCCUCGUCGAGCGACUACUCGCCGGCCUCCUCGGCGCCGUUCCGCCGCUCGGUGAGCCACAACUCCCACUACCUCAACUCCUCCAAGGACUCUUUGGUCUCGCAUCAUUCCAGUGACUCCGUGUCGCGCAGCAACAAGGUGAAGCGCUCCCGGAGCCUCCAGCUCGCCGCCGACCGGGUCCCGCCCCCGGGGGUUCCGGGCCCGGCCCCCGCGGUCCCACCCCGCAACAGUGAAGACCCGCCCCGAGCCUGUCCCAGGCCGGCACCCAGAACCAUGGCUGACAACUAUAAGCAGAGGAUCUUGAAUGGAAGGUCGAGCAAGUCGGAGGAGCUGGAGGACGAAGUGCGGCGAGAGGCGGAAGAGGAGGCCCGGAUCAUCACGGAAUACCUCUACGGUUCCCGGAGCCAGGAGGCGGCGCGAGCCCUCCUCCUACACCGCUACUUCGACUCGCCGGCCGCCGACGCCGCCUCCAAGAAGCACAAAGCCAAGAUCCUCCACGACCAGGGGAUCGACAUCUACCUGGUGCCGAAGAACGGCGACCCGCAGAAACCCCGGCUCCUGGCCCGCGGCGCGGUGACCCCGCUCACGAAAACCCUCUCCCCGAGCGAGGCCUACCACACUACCUCCAACGCGAACCCGUGCAACCCCAACACCUGCGACUACUGGCCCCAGUGCGCCCACCCCUACCCCGACCCCAAACCCCGCCCCAAGGCCCGCAACCUCAAACCCUCCAACUCCUACUCCAACUCGGACACGGAGAAGCGUCGCGGCUACCCCGCGUCGGCCAUGUCGUCGCCGGCGUCCUUGGAGAGGGUCGACGAUGAUUCCGGGUACCCGGAGAAAGUGAAGCGUGUAGUGCGUGCCGUGCGACCGUGCUCCAACGAUUCCGAGAUGGGGUUGAACCUCAAGCGCGCCAGUUCGGAUGCGUAUCGGUAUCGGAUGAUGGGAGAGGGGAGGAGCCCCCCGAAGGCCCCCCAGAGGCGGGUAUCGUCGGUGGACCCCCCGGUGCCGCCCCCGCGGGCGGAGGUGUCGUCGCCGUUGUCGUCGUCGGGGAGCAGUAACGGGGUGGGCGCGGUUUCGGCGUCGCCCCUCGGUGAACGGAAGAGUGUCGGCUACGCCAUGGGGUCCCCGACGAUGCUCGCCGGUUCGCCGGUCAUUCCCAACGGCGGUCACCAGUGGAGGGAGGCCCAGCAGCGGUCGCUGUCCCUCCCCAAGUCCUUCCAGGCCGCCACCCAGACCACCCAACCUAAAAGUGGUUUGUUCAACUGGGGGAAGCGGAGCAAUGCGAAUUCAAGUUCCCAGCGGCAGAUCCCGAGUAAUCCCUCUCCGGAAGCCGCACGGACUGCCCCGCCCACGCCGGAAAGGGAGGAGUCGAUACGAAAUCAAGCCAGCCGUCUGGCCAAGACGACGCAAUAUUCAAGCACGCCAGCUCUUGACGAUCCUGUCAACAUUUCCGACUGGAACGUCGACAGAUGGGUGGAGAGUCAAGACGAGCCGGAUAAACAAAAUUUGGACGACCCAACCAGGCGGAAUAUUCAAGGCAACAAUGUAACGGAGAGUGUUCUAAACAAGUUCAGGAAAAGUUUCUCGCUGCGCUUUGCAGGCAACAAAAAGGCUGGAAGCAAAGAUGGAGACGAAGAUGUAGAAAUAGAAACUAUCCAAAGGCCUGAUUCUCCAAAGGAUGAAGGCGAUCCAAAGUUUAGGUUUGGACCGUUAGUUUGGAGGACGAGCAAAGAACGGAAAAAAGCCAGGAAAGCUAGAAGUGCCAAAUGCAAUAGUGGUGAUAGUGGAAUUCAUAUUGAAAUGGGUGGAAGAAUUGAAGAUAGUUCGGAAUCUCAUGAUACAGAUAUAUUAGGCGAUGAUGAUACUGAUAGUCCCUUGAUGACAAGAAAACGGACAACCCCAACUAGUUCCGAUGGCAAACCCUCUAGACCCUCUUCAGAUGUAAUUAACCAACUCCUACUAGAUAAAUUAAAGAUGGAUUCUAGGAAUAUAUUAGCACGAUCAAACGGACAGCCAGUUAGGCGAACGCAUUCAGAUUUAGGAGGUCAGCGUUUGUUAAAUUGGGACUAUCGCUUUUAUCGAAGAAGAAUGCUGAAUACUUCACCUUUAAAAUCCAGGCCACCUUUCAUGUCUUCCUCUUGUAGAGGCUCACGACCCAUAGGAAUGAGAUCAUACAAGUUACGCAGGUCAAUAAGUCAGCCUCUUGGGCUCAAUGAAUUGUCUCCUGUUAUGCGCAAAAAACCAAUCGUUGGGCGCUACAACGCGAGCGAAGACGAAAGAGGAGGCACAUCAGAUGACGAAAUGAUGUCUGACUCAGAAUCUUCAAUUGCAUCCUUGAAUGAGAGGAAGAAGUCUUUUGAGCAGGCGACGGAUGAGGAGGUCGUUGUUUUAGCAGAGGCUGUAUGGGAUCAUGUUGCAAUGGAGCCGGAGGAACUGAUGUUCCGUGCUGGUGAUGUCGUUGAAGUCAAGGACACGAGAGAUCGUGAUUGGUGGUGGGGCUCAGCUGGAGGUCGCUCAGGCUGGUUCCCUGCAGCAUUUGUUCGGUUGCGGGUUAGUCAAGGAGACACUGUUGAAGACUGUUUAGCAGCUCUAGCUACUGGAGCAGGCAAGUCAAUUCAGCGGCGAGCCUCAAUUUCUAGGUUGUCCAAUGAUGAAGUACGUGCCAAAGUUGUACGAGAACUAGUCCAUACGGAACGCGACUUUGUGAAGUUGCUCACGGAUGUUGCUGAGGGUUACUUAGCAGAAUGCCGUCGAAGAACAGAUAUGUUCACCGAAGAUCAAAUCAACACUAUUUUCAGUAAUCUACCAAAUAUCCUUCGACUACAAUCUUCGUUUUUAGAGGACCUAGAAUCUAAGAUAGACUGGAGUGCCUCUCAUAAAAGUUGUGUUGGCGAAGUCUUCCUGAAACAUAAAUCAAGUUUUCGAAUGUACUCUGAAUAUUGCAACAGUCAUCCCCUAGCAUUAUCAACUCUUCAAGAUCUAUAUCAAUUAGAUAGUUACAGUAAAUUUUUUGAAGCAUGUCGUCUGAUGCGAGGCCUAAUAGAAAUCCCCCUUGAUGGUUACCUUUUGACGCCUAUCCAAAGAAUAUGCAAAUACCCUCUCCAAUUAGCUGAAUUACUUAAAUAUACCAAACCUGAUCAUCCUGAUCACGAACAAGUUUCAGAGGCUCUCGAAGCUAUGAAGAAUGUGGCUGUGCUAAUCAAUGAAAGGAAACGUAGAAUGGAAAGUCUAGAAAAACUGGCUCUUUGGCAACAACGCGUCGAAGGCUGGGAUGGAGUUGAUCUAAUUGAACAGAGUUCCCAACUGAUUCAUCAAGGAGAAGCAGUAAGAAUGACAUCUAGUCGACGAACAGCAAACAUUAUAAUUUUCCUGUUCGAUCAUCAGUUGAUCUACUGUAAAAAGGAUAUCCUCAAAAGAAACACUCUUGUGUACAAAGGUAGAAUGCCAACAGACUAUUGUGAAAUUUACAGUCUCCCAGAUGGUAAAGAUGGCAGUUUGGGUGUGAACAUUCGCAAUGGAAUCAAAAUUUGUGCCAGCAUAAGUGAGAAAACUUUAGUCUUUUGUUGCCGAUCGGAGCAGGAAAAAGGAAAAUGGCUUGAAGCUUUCUCAGAAGAGCGGAAGUUGGUCGAGCAAGACAAGUUAGAUGGAUUGGAAUUCGCCCCUGCCGCAAGGCAACUAGCGCGAACAGCAGCUGCAAGAUGCCAUAGAAGACCGCCUUCCAAACCUAGAAACAAAUACAAAAGGGGCGCAAUCGAAGUAAAUACCUCAGAAGUACCUCACAUGAACGGGACGAGUCACUCUAGCAAUCGAAAGGCUGGAAGUUGGUGGUACCCCUUCGGAACAAGUAAGAGUAGCAGUAAGAAGAACCGCACCUUCAUCCGAGCGAACAACCUACAACCGAUCAUGCAUCCUGCUUGAGAUUGGUCCCACCAACUCUCGCACACAUUCACUUUUCAAGACAUCGAUCUUCUAUUUUUUUAACACACUGUCUCUCUUGUAUGUAUUAUUCAUGAGAAAUUACAAGGAAGACUGGCAAUUUUUUGUCUGUCUUUAGACAAUUUUGAAUCAGCAUUUUUAAUCUUUAGUUUCAUCAUGUACCUUGUUCAAUUUUUUUUCUUUUUCUCACUCAGUCAUUUGUAUCAUCGAUAACUUUCUUCUUGACUGGACGUAGAGACAUGAUUUUUUUGGCAUCCAUAUGAUUACAUAUAAUUUUUCCCAAACUCUUUGUCUUUUUUCAGGGUUAAAUUGAGUGGAUCAUGAUUUUUAUAUCCCUGGAAAACUAUAAUAUUUUGCAAUCAUAGGAAACGAAUUUUUGAGAACAUCAAUUUAUUUUUCCAGCCAUGAUGAAGUCAAAUAUUUUCAUAAAAAAUCAUAUCUAUUCUUUUUUUAUAUGCCUGUUCUAGUCUAUAAUGCAUAUUGUAUUUUUUAAUGUGCAUUUUCUCACUUUAAUUGAAAGAAAAGCACCAAGAUACUCCACUAACUUUAUGUAAUAGCAGUUGAGUUAUAGUAAGUACUCUUUAUAGUCAAACGCAAAUUUACCUUCUUGACUUUAAUCUCAAAAUGUAUGUAGUUUUUCUGUAAUUACAUAUUACCUUUUGGAAAGUUUCAACAUUCCUCUUUUCAUAUGAAUUUGCAAGAAUUGAUUUGCAGAAAUAGUGGUUCGUUGACAGUGGACUCAUUCACGGGAUAAAGUGUAUCUAUAUUUGACAUCUUUAGCAAAUCGACGGUGAAACUGCAAAAAUGCAUAUCUCAGUUGCGUUAUUUCAAAAUAUCCGCUCCUGCUCUAUUUUUUAAAAUAAAACAUUACCAGUUCCAUCAUAGCUUGAAAUUUUUAUGAAAUAUUCUUCAGACGCAGAAGAAGAAUGACAUAAGUUUUAAAGAAAUGACGUUCAGGAGUCUUUCACGUUGAACAUAAGUAUGACGGGAAGUCUGCAAUGCUGCAAACCAGAAUACGUAUUUCUGCAGUUUCAUCACCAUCAUGUUGGACUUUAUCUUGUCUUACUUCGUCUAAUAUUUUUCCAUCAAUUCAUUAUUCUUUCAUUUCGAAAA
Molecule: messenger RNA, 7503 nt
Organism: Bemisia tabaci
Lineage: Eukaryota; Metazoa; Arthropoda; Insecta; Hemiptera; Aleyrodidae
Source: RefSeq, a predicted model, not a curated record